This is a messenger RNA of Paralichthys olivaceus (Japanese flounder), 1290 nucleotides long. Lineage: Eukaryota; Metazoa; Chordata; Actinopteri; Pleuronectiformes; Paralichthyidae. The record is from RefSeq and is a predicted model, not a curated record.
AUGCAUAAAUAUUUCUUGAAGCACAAUAAUAAACUUGUACUUGCUGACUUGUUGUUUAUUCAUUUAUCUCUGCCACAGGAUGAAGAGAUUUCCUGUUUCAGAGACAUCAAACCUGCAGCUCCUCACCACUACCUGGUCGUCCCAAACAGACACGUAGGGAACUGUAAAUCACUCAGCAAAGAACAUGUGCCUUUGGUGAAGCAGAUGGUUGAGAAAGGGAAGGAGAUCUUACAGAAAAACAAUAUUACCGACCUCAGUGAUGUCAGGUUCGGUUUCCAUUGGCCCCCAUUCUGUUCUGUUGCACAUUUACACCUUCAUGUCCUGGCACCUGCCAGCCAAAUGGGCUUCAUGUCCCGCAUAUUCUAUAGGCUCAAUUCCUAUUGGUUUAUCACGGCAGAGCAGCUGAUUGAACUUCUCAACUCUAAAGACUGACCUUGCUGUACUCGGCUGGGAUGCAGCGACUGCAACAUCCACCCUCUUGCAGUUGUCAUGUUGGCUGUCACACACCCACAUUAGGUUGCUGCCUCUUUGAACACAGCAAAAGAUAUUUGUAUUUCCAUGAUGUUUGUAAUAAGUGACUACUUAGGUUUUUAGUUUUGUGAAUACACUUCACACUUAAAGCCAAAGUGAAAGCUUUAACAAAGCCAAAUAUUGUGUCUUGCUGCUUGAGACUUCAACACAUGUUUUUCUAAUUUUACAGAAGAAGAAGUGAAUUAUAUUAACUUUAAUCCACCCAAAGAUAAAAAAUGAUUCACUGUAUGGACCAAGUUACAGUGUGAUUCAGAUCUUGUUGUUGAAGGCAGUCUUUUUCUACUGAGAGGACUGGAGAGAUGAAUUGAACAAUAGAUUUACUGAGAUCAUUAUUAUUUCACAGCUAGAGAAGUGAUGAUUCAUAAACCGGUUUCUUGUCGUGCAGCACUGCCCAAGUGCCUCACAGAUUUGACUUUAUAGGUGUAUAAACUGGAAUGUAUUUUUAAAGAUCAAUUCAUAUAAAUCAUAUAUUGAGAGAUCAGACAGCUGUUCACUCUGACGCAGUAUGUGACAUCUUCAUUCACAAUUGACAAGGCUCUAAAUGAAAUGAUUUACUCAUCGAUUGAAUUGAAGAAAUGUCCUAUAACUCUAUAAAGGUUAAAUAUGAACUAGCUAGAUUGUGCAUGUUGUAACUACUAAUGCAGCUGUAUUAUACUCUACAGUAUUAAUGUAUUACUGGAAUGUGAAGAAAUCCUACUGUAUAAAUGUGUAUGCACUUUCAGAAAUGUUGAUUUAGAAUAAAUAAUUUAUUGCUUCUUC